Molecule: messenger RNA, 1258 nt
Organism: Prosopis cineraria
Lineage: Eukaryota; Viridiplantae; Streptophyta; Magnoliopsida; Fabales; Fabaceae
Product: cationic peroxidase 1-like
Exons: 4
Coding region: 65-1030 (321 amino acids)
Biological process (GO): response to oxidative stress; hydrogen peroxide catabolic process
Molecular function (GO): heme binding; peroxidase activity
Source: RefSeq, a predicted model, not a curated record
CACAACUAUCUUCUUCUUCUUCUUCUUCUUCUGCUGCUGCAACUUCUUUUCAGUAUCAGAAGCCAUGGCUGCUGGUUCUUUCUCUGGCUUGAAAUUAAGCCUUUGGCUAAUUUCAGUGUUAGUUAGGAUGGUGUCAGCACAAUUAACAUCUGAUUUUUAUGCAACUUCAUGUCCUAAUGCGUCUGCUACCAUUAAGGCUGCAAUAGACUCUGCUGUCAACAGCGAGAAACGCAUGGGAGCGUCCUUGCUCCGUCUUCAUUUUCAUGAUUGCUUUGUUCAAGGAUGCGAUGCAUCAGUAUUAUUAGACGACACGUCGAGCUUCACUGGUGAAAAGACUGCUUUUCCAAACGUUAAUUCGCUUCGAGGUUUUGAUGUCAUCGACACUGUCAAAACUCAACUUGAAGCAAUCUGCCCUGGUGUUGUCUCUUGUGCCGAUAUUCUUGCUGUUGCUGCUCGAGACUCUGUUGUUGCUCUCGGAGGACCUAGUUGGGAUGUGGUGUUGGGAAGAAGAGAUUCAACAACAGCCAGCUUAAGUGAUGCAAAUUCAGACUUGCCUGGUCCCACCUCAGAUCUUAGCAACCUUACCACUGCUUUCUCCAACAAGGGCUUCACCACCAGAGAAAUGGUUGCUCUCUCAGGAUCUCACACGAUAGGACAAGCAAGAUGUGUAUCCUUCAGAACAAGGAUAUACAACGAAAGCAAUAUCAACUCGACAUUUGCAACAUCGUUGCAAGCGAACUGUCCGAGCACAGGUGGUGAUGAUAAUCUGGCAGCUCUAGACACCACCUCACAGGACACCUUCGACAAUGCCUACUUCACCAACCUGUUGACACAAAGGGGUCUCUUGCACUCAGACCAACAGCUCUUCAAUGGCGGAUCCACUGACUCUCAGGUCACUGAUUACAGCAACAAUCCUGACACCUUCAACACGGACUUUGCCAAUGCCAUGGUUAAGAUGGGCAACCUUAGCCCACUCACUGGUUCCAAUGGUCAGAUUAGAGCUAGUUGUCGAUCUGUUAAUUCUUCAUGAGUUUCUCUAAACUAUAAUCUCGUACUUAAUUAUCAAACCUACAAGGAGGUUUUAUCUUAUGCGUAUAAGGUCUGUAAGUCAACAAUAUUACAUAUGCUUAUGAUAUUCCUGUAUUUGGGUUCAUGUAUGUGUUGAAUGAAGUCAUGUAAUCUGCACUUGAGUUGCGAAAUGUCAUCACUUGUGCGUAUACUAUAUAUAUGAUGCUCCUGGGAACGUAAUUGUCCUUUU